GGUGGCGGAUCUACUUGCGAUGCACAUUCAAAACGGCCACCCGUUGGAUUCCGCUGAGGUCGCCGAUCUCUUCCUCUCGCUGGCCAGGUGUGGAGCUAGGAGUAGGAUUCGGGAGGAUAUGAUAGAGAUUACUUUUAGGGGGGCAAAUGUGAGCCAAAAAGCAACAUUUGGCUUACUGGUUGGUUUGUCUCUCUUUGAAACUGAGAGGUAUUGAUUAUGCAGUUGCAAACAAUGAGAUUCCUUCAAGAGCUCGAGAUUUACCUUUCCUGUUAAAGCAGGUACUUAGACGUAUGAAUGAUUCCUCUCUCCAAGCGGUUGCAAUGGUGCUUAUGAUUUCUGUCAAGAAUGCUUGCAAAAUUGGAUGGUUUCUUGAUCAUGAUGCUACUGAUCUUCUAACAUUGGCGAAGGAGAUAGGGAAAAUCUUCUCUACUAUGGAGGAUAUCAAUGCUGAACCACACUACCCUCUUCCCAAUGUUCCAAAGAUCAUGUCGAGAUACUAUCCACGAUUAAGGAUGGGCCAUGUCCUUGCUUCUCUUGAGGUCAAGCCUGGAUAUGGGGCUUUUGUGAUUGACUUCCAUAUCACAAGGAGUAUGGUGUCUCCUGCGCAAAAACACAUAUGCUUAUUUGUUGCUCAAACUGAUAAUAUGGACACAUCAUCUUGUAUUGUGACUCCACCUCAAGUCAACUUUCUGUUAAACGGAAAGGGAGUCUGGGGAAGGAUUAAUGUUUCCAUGGAUAAUGGACCACAGCUGCCAACUAAUGUGAUUGCAAUGCUCAGAUAUGGAAUAAAUCUUCUGCAAGUUGUUGGACAGUUUAAUGGUAAUUAUGUAAUUAUCAUAGCUUUCAUGAGUGUGAUAUCAACUUCUGGCAUUCCGGAAUUACAAGAGUAUAUUCAGCCUGUUGCUGUUACAUCAGAUUCUGACUUAGAGAUCAUUGAAGGACAAGCACGAAUCUCUUUAAAUUGCCCUAUAAGCUUCAGACGAAUCAAUAUUCCUGUGAAGGGACAUCUUUGCAAGCAUCAUCAGUGCUUUGAUUAUGGAAACUUCAUCGAAAUAAACUCAAGAAGGCCAUCCUGGCGGUGCCCUCAUUGUAAUCAGUCUGUCUGCAACCCAGACAUACGAAUUGAUCAGAAUAUGGUCAAGAUUCUAAGAGAGGUGGGAGAGAAUGUUGUUGAUGUGAUUAUCUCACCAGAUGGAUCUUGGAAGCCUGUUGUGGAAAGCAUUGACCAUGCUGAGCAGCUGUAUGAUGCCACCCAAAGCAAUUGGCAAGAAAAUACCAAGCAGUGUGAGUCUGUUAGGUUCUCUAGUAUCGCAGCCGAUGCUGUGGAUCUUACCAUGGGAGAGGAUAAUGAUGAUGAUUCCCCAAGUAAUUUCCGAACUGAAGACAUGAAACCUCUCUGGGAUGAUCUUCAAGGAUUUUCUGCUGCAGAAAAAAUUGUGUCACCAGGAGUCAAUAGUACAGUUGAGGCAGAUCAAAUUAUUUCUGCACAUAGAGAGGACAAUCUCCGGACAGGAGUGUUGUUGACCCCUUCUUCUGUCUCAGAUGGCUUGGCACCCCCCACUACAAGUUUGAAUGCUCAUAGCAACGUUGGCUUUCCCAGAAGCACCUUCAGUUUUAUGUCUUCUCCUGUUUUAACUGACGCUGUUUCUCCUUCUCCUUAUCGGGAAACUUUGGAUGUUCACAGGGAAACACAAGUGCCAAUCCCCUUGCUGCAAAACCAACAUUUUGAUCCUAGUAACUUGCAGUUACAGCAAUCUAGAUUGGGAAGUUUGAUUGCAAGCAAUGAAUAUGGGAGAUUGGCGUCAAUACCAAGACAUCUAACAAGAAAUCCGAUUGCUGUUCAGGCCCUUCCUGCCCAGGAUCAGUUACCGAGGUUGGCCCAGCAUACAAGAUUGAUGCCCACUGGAGCCACUUCCACUGGUUCUCAAACUACCUCUUUCAUGACACCCAGUGUGGAAGGGUUUGAUGCGGUUAAUGGAGUCACAGAAAGAGAUCUUCAGUUUUCAAGGUCAUUAAUGAGUUCAUUUCCGGGUCAAUCAGUCCAACGUGUGGGUGGCCUUCCGAACCUGAGAACAACUCAAGCCAUGAAUGAGCCACGGAACAUUGUCCACCCAUCGAUUCAUGUCCAAUCCGUGCAACGUCAGCAAAGAAGUGGUGGCAGUCAGGUCACGGGUUCAGUACCUAACAGGCAAUCUCCACAUGCAGCGGCAGCUCAGCAGACAGUCCAGGUGUCAAGAUCACCACCAUCAGUGCCUGUUCAACUCCGACCUGCCAGAACAGGCACAGCAUUUUCUGUAGGCAUGGUUGCUGAGCAGCUUAGAACAGCCGGCGAGCAGAGGCGGAAUAUAUUGGGGACAGCAUGGUCGACCCCUAGGCCUGAUGCCUCAGCUGCAUUACCAACAGAUGAGAACUGGCGGCCCUCUGGGCGGAUGAGAGGAAGCCUCACAGGCGAGGCUUACUCUGCUGCACUUAGCCAAUUCAUGCUCCAACCAACUCAACCGACUCAAGCACCCCUACCGCCAACCAGUCUGCCAUCAAAUCUUCCGGGUGGAUUGCCAGCAUUCAGGCUUUUUCCCAGUAGUAGCAAUGAACAUAAUGCCGCCCCCUCACAGACAGAGCCUCAACCCAGGAUGCGACCCCAAGGGGGUGGAAGCUCAGGGACUUUACCCGAAUGGACUCCUAGGAUGCCCUGAUCGACUAGGUGAAGGGCUGUGUUUUUUGUUUUGCCAGCAGCGUUUGUCGGAUCUGCAUGGCUAAGUUUUUGUAUGCAUAUAAUUAUUGUGGUUAUUUGAAAUGGUUAGAGGCCCCUUUGUAUGUUGAUAAUGUAGAUACACAAUUUUGGAUGGCUGUUUUCGUUGUA
Molecule: messenger RNA, 2860 nt
Organism: Vitis riparia (riverbank grape)
Lineage: Eukaryota; Viridiplantae; Streptophyta; Magnoliopsida; Vitales; Vitaceae
Product: E4 SUMO-protein ligase PIAL2-like
Exons: 16
Coding region: 291-2693 (800 amino acids)
Biological process (GO): protein sumoylation
Molecular function (GO): zinc ion binding; SUMO ligase activity
Source: RefSeq, a predicted model, not a curated record